AUGACUAGUGGUGGAUGUCCUUAUUUUCAGAAACCUGAGGGUAACAAAAAAUGUAAGGAAAACAAAGUUGUAUUUGAAGCUGGAUGUAAUGAGGAAGAAGAUGAUGUAGCACAAAAAGGUGUUAAUAGACUUGAAAGUGCCCAUGGAGCACUAUCAUACUCAACAUAUUUAAAGUUGGAUAAACUUUUAGAUGCUCAAGAGUUACGUUCUGCAAAUAAUGAUGGUGAUGUUGUUCAUGAUGAACAUCUCUUUAUCAUAGUCCAUCAAGCAUAUGAAUUAUGGUUUAAACAGAUAAUAUUUGAUAUUGAUGUUAUUAGAGAAUUAUUAAAUAGAAGUUUUGUUGAUGAAACAAAAACAUUAAAAAUUGUUAGUUAUCUUGAAAGAAUUGUUCGUAUCUUAAAAUUAUUAGUUGAUCAAAUGUUAAUUCUUGAGACAAUGUCUCCAUUAGAUUUUAUUGAAUUUAGAAGUUUUUUAACUUCAAGUUCAGGAUUUCAAAGUUUGCAAUUUAGAUUAUUAGAAAAUAAACUUGGAAUUGAUCCAAGAAAUCGUGUCAAAUAUAAUGCUCAACAUUACAAAAAUGCAUUUGAUACAGAGGAGGAAAGAAUAAAAGUUGAAAAAUCAGAACAAGAACCAUCAUUAUUUGCUUUAAUUGAAAAAUGGUUAGAGAGAACUCCUGGUAUUCAUCCAACAGAAAAAGAACCUGGAUUUUGGGCUCAAUAUGAGGAGGGUGUACAAAAAUAUCUUGAUAAUAUGAAAAAUGAGGCUGAAAAUUAUACAGAAGGGUCUGAGGGAUAUAUGGUUGCAAUAGCAGAGUAUGAAAAAACAAAAAGUAGUUAUGAAACAAUUUUAAAUAAAGAAUAUCAUGAGGCAGCUGUUGAAAAAAGAGAAAGACGAUUAAGUCAUGAUGCUAUGAAAGGAGCUAUGAUGAUUUGUUUACAUAGAGAGAUGCCUAGAUUUUCACAACCAUAUCAAAUUCUUGUCUAUCUUAUGGAUAUAGAUUCAUUAUUUACUAAAUGGAGAUAUAAUCAUUUAUUGGCAGUUCAAAGAAUGAUAGGAAAUAAAAUGGGAAGUGGAGGAAGUAGUGGAUAUUUAUAUCUUAGAAGUACAAUAGCAGAUAAAUAUAAAAUUUUCCUUGAUUUAUUUAACUUAAGUACAUGGAUAAUACCAAGAGUUUAUAUAUCAAAACCAACAAGAGGAAUGAUUGAAUCUGUCAGUCAUCAUAAAACUUUAUAUUCCGCUAAAUUUGAUGAUCAAAAAGAUGAAUCAAAUAAUUCAUAG
This is a messenger RNA of Strongyloides ratti, 1278 nucleotides long. Its product is annotated as Tryptophan 2,3-dioxygenase. Gene Ontology annotation, molecular function: L-tryptophan 2,3-dioxygenase activity; heme binding; metal ion binding. NCBI's taxonomy places the organism in Eukaryota, Metazoa, Nematoda, Chromadorea, Rhabditida, Strongyloididae. Bases 1 to 1278 code for a protein of 425 amino acids. The record is from RefSeq and is a predicted model, not a curated record. The transcript is spliced from 3 exons.